Medicago truncatula (barrel medic) is the source of this 351-nucleotide messenger RNA. RefSeq lists its product as uncharacterized. The record is from RefSeq and is a predicted model, not a curated record. Lineage: Eukaryota; Viridiplantae; Streptophyta; Magnoliopsida; Fabales; Fabaceae. The transcript has a single exon. Bases 1 to 351 code for a protein of 116 amino acids.
AUGGUUCCUUUCAACUCAAGAAAGGGACGAAAAUUAAGCUCAAAAGCCAUAGCUGAUGCAACUUCAUGGUAUUGUUCUAUUGUUCUUGUAGCACUCAUACUUCUAACCAUUUAUAGAGAUAGCUAUAUGAUUCCAAAUGAUCAUGAUCACAACAUCAUAGAAAGCAACCAUUUCUUGUUGUCCAAACCAUGCGACGAAAUCUAUGUAGUUGGUGAAGGUGAGACACUUAACACAAUUAGUGAUAAGUGUAAUGAUCCUUUUAUUGUUGAGAACAAUCCUCAUAUACAUGACCCUGAUGAUGUCUUCCCUGGCCUUGUCAUCAAAAUUACACCUUCAUAUAAUCAUACCUAG